AUGUCAUCCAACCCUAACGAGCUUGGCCGCAUCAACAAAGACGUCCUUAUUCCUGUAGUCCGAAUCGGAGCUGGAGUCGGGGGAUUUCAGAGUUGGGACGAUGAUGAUGUGAAUGAUCGCUUCUCUCUGCAGCUGAGGAGGAGUCGAUUUCAUCCUAAGGUGAGACUCCAGUUCCAAGUUCCUGAGGUGGACGAAAAGUUCAAGGAACUCCUUGAUAAAGAUUUAGAUAUCACGUUGGCUGGGGUUCAUAAGGAGAAGAAAUUGUCUUUCAUCAAAGCAUGGGAGGAAAAUAAAAAGUCAAAGAUUGUGAUUGAUUCAGAAGACUUAAAAGUUAACUAUUCCUAUAAAAUGUAUAAUAAGGAGCUUUUUCCAAAAACAAGCUCUCAGCAUCUCCUGAAGCUCGUAAGCACUGCAAUUACAGGAAGAUGUUCGAUUAGGAGUAACAGUAGAUUCACAUGGGUGAAAGUUGCAGAUACAAUUGACAAAAUGCAGAUUAAAUUCAUGGAUAACCUUUUACAAAAUGGAUUUGAGAUUGAUGUUGUUGAUAAGGAUGGUGCUACUCCACUUCAUUAUGCUAUUUAA
Messenger RNA from Lactuca virosa, 582 nucleotides. Lineage: Eukaryota; Viridiplantae; Streptophyta; Magnoliopsida; Asterales; Asteraceae. The record is from the annotation of a GenBank genome assembly.